Brassica rapa (field mustard) is the source of this 4387-nucleotide messenger RNA. RefSeq names its product probable protein phosphatase 2C 36. The record is from RefSeq and is a predicted model, not a curated record. Gene Ontology annotation, molecular function: protein serine/threonine phosphatase activity. NCBI's taxonomy places the organism in Eukaryota, Viridiplantae, Streptophyta, Magnoliopsida, Brassicales, Brassicaceae. Gene Ontology annotation, biological process: protein dephosphorylation.
UAUAAAAAAAUUUAAUUUAAAGAUUUAUGUCUAUGUAUAACUUCUAGAAAAUUUGGGGGCCAAUGCCAAAAUUUUAUUGGAAUGUGCCCAGAUGUGGUCGUGUGGAAACGUUGGAGUAGAACUCACUCUUAAAGGUCAGAUUGUGAAGGAAAAAAAGGUUAAGAAAACAAAUGUGUCGUUUAGAGUUAUAAACCAUUAAUGUUCUUUCUCUCUUCAUUUUGAGUGUGGGAUCUUAUCAUUUUGACGUCUUCAUGGAGAAAAAAGAAAGCUGGAUGUGACGAACCAUACAAAUGAGGUAUGUCCUCUACACGUCUAAAGAAGAAUGCUGCGUUAAGGCAACUACUAAAGGGGUAAGAUCAAGAACCUUUCUAAAGAAAAAUCAGGGUAUUAUUUUUAGUAAUGUGUUUCUUUCUUAAAUCAAACACUAAGCAAAUACUUGUUUGAAUAUUUAAUCUCGUUAAGAAUCGAAUAAAAUUUUCAAAACUAUGAAUAAUUCCUGAUUUGUAUGCAUCCUUUACGUUACCUUCUCCUAGUUGUAGUUUUACCACAUGUAUAUUGGUGGUGAAAUAUAGUUUAAGAAAUCACGAUAUAUAUAGGAAAAAGUCAGAGAUGAGAUGAGAUUUUGAUCUCCAAACUCUUUGCUUCCACGUUCUCAAUCUCGAAAUCGUUGACAAUUUUUUUUAUAAUGAUCCACAAAAUGUAAUUACGUGCCUAAGCAUAAUCUAUGGUUAAGUUGAUAAACUAAGUGUCUAAUUAUAUUAUAAUAUAUAUUUUAUUUAAAAAUAAUGUGCCAACACUCUGUCCUGAUGAAUUCCUGAUCAUGGCAACUGAUCGAGUUAUUCUCAUAGACAAGUAGUAUUAUUAUCAAUUUAUCAUAUCAUUGAGGUCUGUGAAAAAUUGAAAAUGGUAUGUUGAAAAUUUCAAAAGAUUUGUUCUUUAAUUAGGAAAUUUUAUUGCACAGUUCAUGCAAUGCAUAUUGCAACGUAAGCAGCCAGCUGCUCCUUAAGGAAUAUCUGGUAUCUUUUUAGGAUAUUAAUUUUCCAUCUGUUAAAAUAAUAAUUAAUAAUUAUGUAUUCUGCAUUUAUACUUAGUCAUUUCGAUAUACAAUAUAAUGUAAAUUUUGAAUAUCAGAUUGUUAUAUACAACGCCCCUUAUUAUCAAAAGGCUGUAACAUCUACUAGUAUAUGGUUGGGGGCAGAUAAUAAGAUUCUACAAGAAAUAUACUAGUAGACAUCUUUCUAUACCGUAAUUAGUUACGAGACUGCUGAAUAGACGUGUUUUCAUAUGUACUAAAACAAAGAUGAGACAAUAAUUGAGCUAACCCUAACCAAUAUAAUCAUUAUCUCUCAUCUUGGAAAUCUAGUUAAUAAUGUUCUUAAAAAUCGAGUAUUACUCCCUUUAUUUCACAAAGAAAAGCAUUUUGGUACUAGUUUUUUUAAUAGUUAAAACUUUUUUUCCACUUCAAAUAAUUAUAAUUAGUUUUAUUUAUCCAGUAGUCAUUGUGAUACUGCUGAAUACAUAUAAAUUUUAUUUGACGUUAAAAUUAUACUGAAAUUUAAAAUAAAAUAAAAUAUUUUACUGAUCAGAAAUGUCAAGGUGAGACUUUUUGUAAAACAUAGGAAGUAUUAUUUUGUUUAUGAUUUUUAUUUCUUGAAUAACAUCUUUGGUUAGGUCAUCAGCACAUAGAUUUGUCUUUUAUUUUGUUAAAUCAUCAGCACAUAGAUUUGUCUUCCCUAGAUAGAAGCUAAAUCAAGUUUCCUACAAUUCGUUUCUUUGUAGUGACUAGUCUAAACCACACUAGUCAUGGGAUUAACAUCCACAUCAUUUGACUUUUUGCAAUUCCAUUUAGUUUAAUAAUUUCAUACUUUUCUGUUAUUUUUUUAAAAACCACACGUACCCUUCUCUAAAUGUCAACUCCAAAAAAGUUUAUUUAAUUUAAAUAGUGGAAAUUUUACCCAACAAAGUAAUGUAAAAUACAACAACAAACAUUAUGAUUGUCGUUUACAGGUUUUACUAAUUCCAAUAAACAUAAUACCAACAGAAUAAACCUCUACAAAAGUCAACUCUUUUCAUCCUCUUCGCAUUAAUUUUGCCUCCACAACAUAAAUACUCAAAACGCUAUUCAUAAUGUCUCCAUAACUUUCCUCCUCCAACAUGCGACACAACACGCUUCGGCUUCACUAAACGGUGCCGUUUUCUACCCAGUUCACCUCAUCCUUCGACAAAUGGGGAAUGGAGUCAGUGGCUGUUGCACGGUAACCACCUCCGGAGAUAUUUCCAAGCGAUACGACGGCGUACCGGUCCACGACAACCUAGGUCACUCCUUCUGCUAUGUCGGGCCGGUUCUCAACGUAUCAAGAUCUUCCUUCCAACAAGAACCGUCCCUCCGACUAGACUCCAUCGCCGGAGCCACCACCACAACCUUCUCAAUCUCCGGCGCUUCCGUUAGCGCCAAUACUUCAACGGCGCUCUCUGCCGGCUCCCCGUCAACAGACGCGUCGUUACAGGCCUCAGGGUUCGAAAGCUCUAACAGAUUCGCUUCCUUGCCGCUCAAGCCCGUCCCGCGUAGUCCGAGUAAGAAGCCGGGUCACGAGUCGGGUGUGUUCGAGCGGCGGUUUUUAUCUGGUCCGAACGAAAGCGGUUUGGUUUCAGGUCCGGUCGGGAAUAACAAGAAGAAGAAACCAAAGAAGAUCAAAUCAUUCACGAAACCUAAACCGAACAAUAAGUUUCUCACAUUCAAGACCAUUGUAUCCAAUAUCAUCUCUUCUUGCUCUAAGAAGAGCGUGGUUGAGCCAAUCGACGGUUCCUAUUCAUCUCACGAAUCUUUAGAUUCCGAUGAGACCAACACAACUCUGAGAAGCCAAGAAAGCCCUCGAACAACCAAAGAACAAGAAGACUCGGAAGAAGAAGAAGAAGAGAAGUCUGAUCAGUCUUCUUUGGAGGAGGAGCCAAAGAUACAAUGGGCGCAAGGGAAAGCUGGGGAAGAUCGAGUACACGUCAUCCUCUCUGAGGACAAUGGUUGGCUUUUCGUCGGGAUUUAUGAUGGAUUCAGCGGUCCAGAUCCGCCGGAUUAUCUUCUCAACAAUCUCUACACCGCCGUGCUUAAAGAGCUCAAAGGCUUGCUGUGGAACGACAAGUUAGAAGCCGAGGAUCUUGAAUCAUAUAUCGAAAACGGUGAGUCUCAGAUCAAGAAACAUAGUACACUCGAACAAGAUUCUGUUUCGAGCCAUAUAAUGAAAGGAGAUUAUGUUGCUUGUGACUCAAGAAACAUGAAAGAAGACUCUGUUGCUUGUGAUUCAAGAAAUAUGAAAGAAGACUCCGUUGCUUGUGAUUCAAGCAACAUAACAGAGGAUGUAACGAAGUUGCAAUGGAGGUGCGAGUGGGAGCAUAACUCAAUAAACAAGAACUCUACGCAUCAGAAUCGCAAGGGAACCGAUUUGGAGAUGGUUAACCACAAAGACGUUCUGAGAGCUCUUCAACAAGCGUUGAAGAAAACCGAGGAAGCGUUUGAUCUAACGGUGGAUGAGAAUCCAGAACUAGCACUGAUGGGAUCGUGUGUUCUUGUGACACUGAUGAAAGGAGAAGACGUUUACGUGAUGAGCGUCGGAGAUAGCCGAGCGGUUUUGGCUAGAAGACCUGAUCUAAGGCAGAGGAAGAAGAUGCAAAACGAGCUUGAGAGAAUCAAAGAAGAGAGUCCAUUGGAGACAUUCUUAGUCCGAGACAAAGGAUUGAAUCUUCUUGUUCCUGUUCAACUCAAUAUGGAACACAGCACAAACAAUAAAGAGGAAGUGAGAAGAAUCAAGAUGGAACAUCCUGAUGAUCCGUUGGCGAUAGAGAAAGAUAGAGUGAAAGGAUAUCUCAAGGUCACACGUGCUUUUGGCGCUGGGUUUCUUAAGCAACCAAAAUGGAACGAGACGCUUCUAGAGAUGUUCAGAAUAAACUACGUUGGAACAUCGCCAUACAUCACGUGCUCUCCGUCCCUACACCACCACAGACUCACGUCACGUGACAAAUUCCUCAUCCUCUCCUCAGAUGGAUUGUAUGAAUACUUUUCAAAUGAGGAAGCCAUCUUUGAGGUCGACUCUUUCAUCUCGGCCUUCCCUGAAGGUGAUCCUGCUCAGCAUCUCAUCCAAGAAGUCCUCCUUAGAGCUGCUAAAAAAUAUGGUAUGGACUUCCAUGAGUUGCUGGAGAUACCGCAAGGAGAUCGCCGCAAGUAUCAUGAUGAUGUUUCGGUGAUUGUAAUUUCACUCGAAGGAAGAAUUUGGAGAUCUUCCAUGUGAAUAUCAUUAAAAUCUUCUUUAACAAACAAAAAUAUAUAUUUAAAAACUUGUCAAGAGACAGACUCACUGAACUUAGAUUUUUUGUUCUCCAGUGAGUUUUUGUUAUC